CACACACACACACACACACACCUCCUCCCACUCGCCUAAUGUAAGAUGUCGUUGUUCACAGACUGACCUGACUAACUGUGGAUGCAAUGUCACCGGGAAUUACUCAGGUCGCGUCCUCCAGGUGACAGGUGGCUACACAGGUGAUGCGCUCAAAGUCGUGGCGCAGAGGUACCAGCAUGUGGGGGGCGUUGGAUCAGCUGAGGAGUUGGUGAGCGUAGCGUGGCACCCCGAGGAAGAGAUGCUGUUCAUGGCGGCUCCCAGGACCACCCUCAGCCUGGCCAGCGGGCAUGAGGGCCAGGCGGGGCAGUGGUGGCGGCUGUGGUUGAGAGGCGGUGAGGAAGAGCGCGGCAAGGCCUCCAGUGGUGACCCCGCGCCGCCUCAGCUUGACCAAGAGCGAGACGCAGCCGGAACCGAGGCAGGACGGGGCGUGGUGGUGCGCACUCAGUUCUCUGAAUCCAUCUUUGGCGUAUCUGUGGACUCGCUGAUGCCGGGGAAGCGUCGGCGUCUCCUGAACCUCACCGUCACGCCACACACUGGAGAACACUGGCAGGUGAGCCUACAUGUGCCAAUUAUCUCUACAGCCCUCGAGUGGGAGACGAAGCUCUGGAAAAAUCAGGGCAAGCAACAUUGGGAAGUUAAUGGGGAAGUCAAGUCUACCAAAUCUGACAUAUCGUUAGAAUUCGUUCACUUCAAGCAGGAGAAGCAGGACGAGGAGACUCAGGUCACGGAUGACAGAGGUGAGGCUGGCAGGUGUGAUGCUGAAGGUUGUGGGGACGGCAAUGUCAAGGAGCCAAAAGCCAAGUCGCGGCACCACGUCGACAGUGAUUGCGACUCAGAUUUAAGAAAAGAACAGACAGUAGACCAGAAUGAAGUUUGUAGUGGUCGAGAUCAUAAAUCAGAAGACUUAAAGCAAAAUGAUCAUGAUUCCGUAAUGGUAAAUGUAGACGAAGAAUGUUCCAGGAAAGCGGAGUGUGAUGGACCGGAAGAGUCAGUGUCAAGUGAAGCUGUUCAAGAGACUACACAAAAAUUAACUUCCCGGGUUUUCAGCCUUUCUUCCAACAUGAAGACUUACGUCUCAUCUGACGGAGGACGCUGGAUUCGGAUCCUGCAGCGCACACACCUGGCAUUCUGUCCUCGCCUUGGCUGGAACUUGAACCAUCUGGGUGGAGUGGCAUUCUCACUACAGACUGGAGACCCGUCCACUUAAAGGACCCGGUUGGAGUUGGACACAAAAUUCAAGAGCAGAUUUUCAGCCGUUAAAAUAUCUUAAAUCUUCCGAUAAGAUUUAAAUUGGGUAAUGUUGGGUUUGCUGUAGUGAAUUACCAAGACAGAAGUCCAUGCAUGUGUCUGGGAUGUAAGGAGGGUAGAAAUGUCUCCCUUCACACCACAGGAGGCAGCACCACCGUGGCAGGACCCCAGAGUCAGGUGCUGUGCUGGGAGGAGACGAACAGCAGCAGUAGUGAAAGAAUCCAUUGGUGGUGGUGGUGGUGGUGGUGCAGCUGUCCACUCCACAGUGACCGUCUUGCUUCAACAUGCUGUCUUCCCACACCUGCAAUGAACAAAACCUCUCCUGUGAUGAGCAACACUGAGUAACACCUCUCCCCUGCAUCAGCAACACUCAGCAACACCUCUCCUGUGAUGAGCAACACUCAGCAACAUCUGCUUCUCUUCACACAUUCAUUCAAGCCUCUCUCUCUUCUCUCUCUCUCUCUCUCUCUCUCUCUCUCUCUCUCUCUCUCUCUCUCUCUCUCUCUCUCUCUCUCUCUCUCUCUCUCUCUCUCUCUCUCUCCACAGCCCCACAGCAUGUCCCCCACAGCAUGUUUACAAACCCACAGUGACUCCCCACAGCCCCUCACACACACACACACAGAGCAUUACAUAACAGUGCAUCUUGUACAGUGCCUAUAUUAAAGAAUGAACACAGAAAAUGGA
Molecule: messenger RNA, 1932 nt
Organism: Scylla paramamosain (green mud crab)
Lineage: Eukaryota; Metazoa; Arthropoda; Malacostraca; Decapoda; Portunidae
Exons: 6
Coding region: 239-1207 (322 amino acids)
Source: RefSeq, a predicted model, not a curated record